CUUUCUUUCUCCCAGAUUAUAUAUAUAUAGGAUUCCAUAUCGAGUCGACACUCGACAGAGAACCAAAACCAAUCUUGGAUUCUUGAGAACCAAAUCUUUAGAGCCGUAAUACUCUCGCAAAAUUUUCUUCUUCUUCUUCUUCUUCUUCUUCUUCUCCGGCAAGAACCCGAAUUGGUACAUUUCUUGGACACUUGGAGACGCAUCCUCAGGCGCAGCAAUUCAGGCCAAGAACCUAUUUUCCGCCGACCCAGGUUCCGUUCUUUCCACCACCGGAAAUGCAAAUGUAUCAUCCAAUGAUGUCCAACUACAAUGAGACCAUGUACUACCAAUACCAGUGGCUGCCUCAACCAGUACCACCGUCGACGCUUCCCCUGCCUUUAGCGACGCCCACUAGAACUCUCCUUCUCUGUACGGUGCCCACGCACGUGAGUGAAACGACGAUCCGUACAGAUUUACAAGUGUUUGGGGAGGUGAAGUCGGUUGAGAUGGAGAGGUUGCAGGAAGGAAUUGUUACUGUUCACUUCUAUGAUCUGAGGCAUUCGGCGACGGCGUUGGCGGCGAUACAGAAUCGACACAUACAGCAGCAGUACAGGAUGAGGCUACAUUAUGCCGCUUUAGGGUCACUGAAUUUUCCGCCACCGUUGCCUCCAUUGGCUGAUGGCCUUGUCGCUGGUUGUGCUAUCUGGGCUCAAUUUUAUGUUCCUAGGACUUCCGCCGGCAGUAAUCAAGGAAUCCUUAUGGUUCGUUACUUGGAUCCGGUGGUCUCUUCCAGUGGAGUACUUGAAAUUUUUGAAUCUUAUGGGGCUGUGAAGGAACUGAGAGAAGCGCCAUUGCAGAGGCACCGUUGGUUCGUGGAGUUCUUUGAUAUCAGAGAUGCGGCUGCUGCUUUUUUGGGAUUGAAUGGCAAAAGAAUUCUCAGGAAGCAUUUAAAAAUUUCGUUCAUUACUUUCCCAGACGGCCAUGGCAGAAUGUAAUUCAACUCAACCCCUCUGCUUUAACUACUUCAUACGUUAAAGCAAUAUGAACCGUAGAGAUUGGUUCUUCAUAUAAGUUUUAAUUUGCUUUUGGUCCGGUAUAUGUGUAAAACUGAUUCAACUCAAUCAAAAUCAGACCAGACCAAUCAAUUGUCACUA
Messenger RNA from Macadamia integrifolia, 1133 nucleotides. RefSeq names its product protein terminal ear1 homolog. The coding region runs from base 276 to 974 and encodes 232 amino acids. Lineage: Eukaryota; Viridiplantae; Streptophyta; Magnoliopsida; Proteales; Proteaceae. The transcript has 2 exons. The record is from RefSeq and is a predicted model, not a curated record. Gene Ontology annotation, molecular function: RNA binding.